CGUCUCAGAGGCUGCAAACUGCUGGAAUGUGCUAAGCCGAGCUGCGGGGGUCCUGCUCGACUCUCAUAGGGAAGAGAGGUUAGCGACGAGGCAACUAUAUGCAUCUCGCGGCAUGUAUGGUAAUCAACCACGGAAAGUUACAGUUAGUUUUACUGGAUAGGAGCGGCAUUAGCACAGUAAAUACGGUGACUUUGAUGUAUGUUGUGAAGCACUCCCCUUUUUGAGACGGCACCAUUUAAUAGCGUCCUUGUAACAGGACUGGCAAGAGUGAAGCAGUGAGAUUCAGAGAGGCAGCAGCAGGCACAGCACAUGUAUCCACUUCAACUGCCCCAAACUCCUCAGCAAGUUUUAACUCCGGAUUGUGGUUGUAUUGUAUUUCAAUAACUAUAUCUACGUUUGGGAAGUUGGAGUAUUUACUUGAAGGAAAGAUCAUCAACAUUUCCCUUGUACUGUAAAUCAUGUGGGAACGAGAGGGUGGAGUGUUUGUGUGGUCGCAGAGAAAUGGUAGGAGGAUUCCUUAAUAUUUUACAGUACAGAAACCAACCAAAACAUCCUCAGUGAAAUUAAGGGCUAUCCAAUGCACCCAGGAAAGGAGUAAAGUGAGUUGGGAAAGACCAUUGCCAGGCAUGCCAUGGCUCCAGUCAAGAGCAAUUGGAUCUGGACACUUCUGGUUGGCUUUCAGGCUCUCUUUGAGGUGAUUGGAGGAGUUUGGAGUGGUGGGCCAUCUGCUUCAGUGGAUCAUCUGGACUGUCAACGAGCAGAGCACCCUCUUGUAACUCAUAGAGACAUUGCGCCUUGGCUACACACAUUUAAAGCUGCAAAUGUAAUAGACUACUCUCAGAUGACCUUUGACCCCACUCAAAAAGAGCUAAUCGUCGGUGCAAAGAAUGACCUCUUCAGACUAAAACAGGAGGAUCUGACUUUAAUCCAGAAGGUGGAAUGGACCUCGGAUGAGAUGACAAAACAAAUCUGCUUCAGCAAAGGAAAAACUGAGGAAGAAUGUCAAAAUUACAUUCGGGUCCUCCUUGUCAACAAGAACACCAUCUUUACCUGUGGAACAAAUGCAUUUACUCCUGUAUGCACCAAUAGAACGCUGUAUAAUCUAACACAAGUCCAUGAUCGCAUCAGUGGUAUGGCUCGGUGCCCAUACAAUCCACAACACAAUUCCACUGCGUUGAUUACAUCUACAGGAGAACUCUAUGCUGCCACGGCUAUGGACUUCCCAGGGAGAGAUCAUGCCAUUUACCGCAGCCUGGGAGGCCUUCCUCCACUACGUACUGCUCAGUACAACUCAAAGUGGCUAAAUGAGCCAAAUUUUGUGUCAUCCUAUGAUAUUGGAAACUUCACCUAUUUCUUUUUUCGGGAAAAUGCAGUGGAGCAUGACUGUGGUGAAGCUAUUUUCUCCAGAGUAGCUAGAGUAUGUAAAAAUGACAUUGGAGGGAGAUUUCUCUUAGAAGGCACCUGGACAACGUUCAUGAAAGCUCGACUGAACUGUUCUCGACCUGGUGAAAUUCCAUUUUAUUACAACGAGCUCCUAAGAACAUUCUUCUUGCCUGAGCAAGACAUUCUUUAUGGAAUCUUCACUACAAAUGUGAACAGUAUCGCGGCUUCAGCUGUCUGCAUGUUUAAUCUGAGUGCUAUUACUCAAGUUUUUACGGGGCCAUUCAAAUACCAGGAGAAUUCCCGUUCAGCCUGGCUACCUUUCACAAAUCCUAAUCCAGAUUUUCAGUGUGGCACUAUCGAUUAUGGUCCUUACAUGAAUCUCACUGAGAGGAACCUCCAGGAUGCUCAAAGAUUUAUACUAAUGAACGAAGUGGUGCAGCCAAUUUUUCCAGUCCCUUUCUUCAUGGAAGACAAUAGUCGAUUUUCCCACAUAGUGGUGGAUGUUGUGCAGGGAAAGGAUAUGCUCUUCCAUGUUAUGUACUUGGCUACAGACUAUGGAACCAUCAAGAAAGUUCUCAUCCCUGUGAAUGAAAGCGAGAGUGGCUGUUUGUUGGAAGAAGUAGAACUUUUCCCAGCUGAUCAGCGUGAGCCCAUAAGGAACCUCCAAAUCUUACACAGUCAAAGCGUUCUGUUUGUUGGCCUGCGGGAACAUGUGAUAAGAAUCCCCCUCAAACGCUGUUCCUUCUACAGAAGUCAGAGUUCAUGUGUGGGAGCUCAAGACCCCUACUGCGGCUGGGACUUAGUUCUAAAGAAAUGUACAACGUUAGAAGAGAGUAUGAGUAUGAGCCAGUGGGAACAAAACAUCAGCUCAUGCCCAAUAAGAAACGUGACAAUGAAUGGUGCUUUUGGAUCCUGGUCACCAUGGAGACGCUGCAAACAAACGGAUGGCAAUGUAAAUGGCGUGUGCAUCUGUAGAUCUCGUUCAUGUGAUAGUCCAGCUCCACAGUGCGGAGGGCAACAGUGUGAUGGUCCCAGUAUGGAGGUUGCAAACUGUUCCAGGAAUGGUGGUUGGACUCCUUGGACUUUGUGGUCUCCUUGCAGUACAAGUUGUGGGAUUGGAUUCCAGGUCCGACAGCGGUUUUGCAGCAACCCGACUCCUCGACAUGGAGGGCGCGUCUGUGUGGGACAAAAUCGUGAAGAGCGGUAUUGCAAUGAGCAUCUGCAGUGUCCUCCAUACACAUUCUGGACACCUUGGGGUCCAUGGGAACGUUGCACUGCACAAUGUGGAGGAGGGGUUCAGGCUCGGAGAAGAACGUGUCAGAAUGGUGACGACUGUCCGGGUUGCAACAUGGAAUAUCAAGUUUGUAAUACUAACCUAUGUCCAGAACUGAAGAAGACCACCCCUUGGACCCCCUGGACACCUGUUAACAUCUCAGACAAUGGAGGUCAUUAUGAGCAGAGGUUUAGGUACACAUGCAAGGCACGCUUGGCUGACCCAAACUUGUUAGAUGUUGGCCGUCAAAGAAUAGAGAUGCGCUACUGUUCCAGCGAUGGAUCAACAGGCUGCUCUGCAGGGGGGUUUUCUGGAAGCAUUUUACGGUAUGGCAGAUUUUCUGCUUACGCAGUUAACGGGGCUUGGUCUGCCUGGCUGCCAUGGACACAGUGUAGCAGAGACUGCAGCCGAGGAAUUCGAAGCCAUAAACGAACGUGCAAUAAUCCCGAGCCAAGGAAUGGAGGACUUCCCUGUCUAGGACAAUCGAUGGAAUACCAGGAGUGUAAUAUCAUGCCCUGUCCAGUGGAUGGUGGCUGGUCCUGUUGGGCAUCUUGGUCCAAGUGCUCAGUUACCUGUGGAGGUGGACAUUACAUGAGGACUCGGUCCUGCAACAAACCUGCAUCUGCCUAUGGCGGAGACAUCUGUCUGGGUCUGCACACUGAAGAAGCGUUGUGCAACACACAUCCUUGUCCAGAUAACUGGUCAGAGUGGUCAGCAUGGUCAGAGUGUGAAGGGCCAGGUUCACAACAUCGUAUUCGUCACUGUAAAAUAUUAUUUCCAAUGGGUUUCCAGUGUUCGGAGAACAGCAGUGAGAGCCGAACCUGCGCUUAUUCCAAUCUCAUUCCAGAAGUAUACAUUGCUAAGUCCAGUUCAGCAGAGAGACGAUGUGGUGAAUUCAACAUGUUCCAUAUGAUUGCUGUGGGACUCAGUUGUUCCAUCUUAGGCUGUCUCCUAACAUUACUCGUAUAUACUUACUGUCAGCGAUAUCAACGGCAGUCCCAUGAUGCCACUGUUAUCCAUCCAAUUUCUGCAGUUCCCCUCAACACCAGCAUCACAAACCACAUCAAUAAACUCGAUAAAUACGAUUCUGUGGAAGCCAUUAAGGCCUUCAACAAAAAUAACUUGAUCCUUGAAGAAAGAAAUAAAUACUUCAACCCACAGAUACAUCCAAAGUCUUUCUCCAACACAUAUUUCACGGACCUAAAUAUGUAUGAUGACUAUUAGAGCGAACAAAAUCUCAUGUUAGACUGGACUACAAAUUUAAGAUCCACCUUUUUGAAUCUGGACUGAAGAUGAGAUCGAUAUUUCCAUUCUUGCCUUUUGCUCAUCUGCAAUGUUAGCACCAGAAAUGAUCCAGAGGAUGGUGAAUUCUCAGCCAAAUUGGAACUAACCCGUUCUGUUCUGCAGUGGUAGAAGUGAAGAUGAAAAUGACUAUUAUAAAGUAAGUGAACCAAUGCAAACAGUGCCUGGGAACACAACAUUGAUGGUUAAUGAACUAUGUGUUUUACCAAGUCCAAUGAUGUGGCAGCAAGAACCAGAAUUAAUUCAUUGAGUUUUUGUAAGAAAGUUGUAACAAAUGGAACAAGUUUCUGUGGUGCCCAUAUGGGAUCGUGGCAGUCUGCUUUGUAUUACUAGGAAUGUUCAAUUGUAUUCAAUGUUGCCCACUUCAUGCCAUUCCAAAGGCCCAGCCAGCUGCAACUUGUCGAUCAAAGUUUAUUCUUAUUCAAUUUUUCCAAAUUAGUGAAAAAGCUGAUCCUAAAUGUGGCUGUGUUGCUCUUUAAUUUCUAUGGUCUCAUUACUGACCAGUUUAAUUUGAAUGUUUGAGAAUGCAGACAAUCAUGAAAAUAUUUUCCAUGUUAAACCUCAAACAACUGUAAAUAACUGACCAAACAUAUGCAUAGUGCAAAUGGUUAACUGUGCAUAUAGUUUAACAACAUGGUCAGUGGACCCAUUGACUGCAUUAAUUAAUAAUUGUAAUGCUGAAUAUAAAAGUGACUUUGGUUCAGUCCAUCUGCUGUAAAUAAUUGCAGCUUAGCUGCAUUUAGGCUAAUUAUCCUUUUUCUGGUUUUGUGUAGAGGGUCCUAAAGUUGCCGAUUCAGAUUGCUUCCCAGUCAGUAUUUUCUGCAUGAGAUGUAUUACUGUAGCUGCAGAGUAAUUUUCUGCCUGAUUGUUGUGUUUUAUGGGGCUUCUGGCAGCUCUGUAUCAGAUGUGAGUUUUGUGUUUUACAUUAUAUUCAGUGUUAUGCUAAAAUUUUAGCAGAUGUGCAGCUAUUUAAUUUAGUCAAAUGAUCAUAUAAUAAGCUUUUAAUAGAGAAUCAAGAUAGCAGCUUCUCUAUUGAACCCUUGACAUUUUGAAAAUCCAAUAAUAGCAGAGAAGUGAGAUCCAUUUCCACUUUUGCAGUUUUAAUUGUUCUCAUCAGAUGCCAUUGUGCAUUAUUUUACUGUAAUCUACAAUAUCAAUACAAAGUAGAGUACAUCCCAGCGGUAUGAAGUAGUAUACACCCCAGUGGUAUGAACAUUGACUUCUCUAAUUUUAGAUAUCCCUUGCUUUCUCCUUCCUUCCCCUCCUCUUUCUCAGUUUUCCCACAGUCCUACUGUCUCCUCCUACUUCUUUUCUUUUACCCACCCCCCCACAUCAGUCUGAAGAAGGGUCACAAUCCGAAACAUCGACUAUUCCUUCUCUCCAUAGAUGCUGCCUCACCCGCUGAAUUUCUCCAGCAUUGUUUGUAUCAUAUCAUUACUAUAUCUGGGUUAACAAAUUUGUUAAAAUAUUUCCCAUAUAAUAUGUAUAUGAAAGCAUAAGUAGCAUGUUACCAGCUAGCAAACUCAGAAAUUUAUUGAAAAUUGAACUGGUAAUUGUCAACUCUAUGCUUCCAAAUCAGGUCAGCAGCUGAAAUAAUGAGUUAGAAAUUGUCUCGUUUCAAAAUGUGUUAAGCACAGAGCAUUUCAUGUACAAACAAUAGACAAUAGGUGCAGGAGUAGGCCAUUCGGCCCUUCGAGCCAGCACCGUCAUUCAAUGUGAUCAUGGCUGAUCAUCCUCAAUCAGUACCCCGUUCCUGCCUUCUCCCCACAUCCCCCGACUCCGCUAUCUUUAAGGGCCCUAUCUAGCUCUCUCUUGAAAGUAUCCAGAGAACCUGCCCCCACCGCCCUCUGAGGCAGAGAAUUCCACAGACUCGCCACUCUCUGGGAGAAAAAGUGUUUCCUCAUCUCCGUUCUAAAUGGCUUGCCCCCAAAGACCCCAUAAAUGGCACAAGCAAUAUAUAUGAAAUAGGGCCCUAUUGGUAAAUUUAAAGGGACCAAUUGCAUCUUUCCCAAUGUGAAGAAUUUCUAGCCCUGCAUUUUUUUUUUUUUGCCACUACUACAGAAACCACACGAGAAAAAAGAGUGGAAAUCCUUGAAAAUAACUUUUUCUCCCUGUAAUUGACAAUCCACCAAAACAAUAAUCACACCUUGAUCAUUUCACAUGACAGGCUACAAGUUAAAAAAGAGAGUAAUGGAAUAAUGAGAUAAAAGUGACAAAUAUUGUAAAAUAUCAGAUCAGGCAGCAUCCGUGGGGAAUGGGAAGAGUGAGAAACAAUGUGUAACAUUUCAGAUCAAGGAAAGGUCUGCACACACAUAAAUUCCAGACCCCUGACAAAAUAUUUGCAUGGAAGAUCACCAACCUGAACCCUCAAUCUUGUUUCUCUUGCCACAGAUCCCGCCUCAUCUGAAUAGACUGGAUUAGAUCAAAUAUCUAAUAUCUGAAUAUUUCUAGCAAUUUCGAUUAACUGACAAAUCUCAUUUAACAUUUUCUCAUUUUCCCUUUAUGAGAAAAAUAAUAUUUUCAGUAGUCAACAUAAUCCAUCCCAUUGCUUUCACUAGAGAGGAGACAAGAAACUUCAAAUACUGGAAUCUUGAGCAAAAACCAAAGUGCUGGAAAAAUGCAGUAGUUCAGGCAGCAUUGGUGGAUGAAAAUGACACGUACAUUUUGGGUUAAGACCCUUCUUGAGAUUGGUGAAGGGGAGAGAGCUGGAAAGGAGAGAUGGUGGUGGGACAAAGCCUAGCAAGUGAUACGGGGGAGGGGGGUGAUAGUGACAAAGUUUAGAGAUGAAAAAUGUGUCAGAUAAGGAAAGAAGGAGUAAAAUAUAAAUCCACAGUGAGGCAUAGCGAUAAAAACGACUUUGGGAAGGCAUGGUGAAAUGGGAGGUGGGAGGGUGGGGUGCAAGAUAAGUUUAUGGAGGAGCACAAAGGGGCAGGAUUACCAGGAUUAAAGGAGAAAUGUGCACGCAUUGGGGCCCCUUAUUUCGCCCAACCUCUCACCCCGAUGCGCACACGCCUACUGCAUUCCCAAUGUGGCCUUCUUCAGCAGGAACAAGCGUAGAAUGGGCAAACAUUUUAACCAAAUACUUGUAUUCUGUCUGCCAGGGUCUAUUGGGCACGACCUUUCUGUCCUUGACCCUCCUACAUUUGUCAGAGCGAGUCCAAAGGUAAACUGGAAGUACUGGACCUCAUAUUCUGUUUAUCGGACACACAUUUGUCUCUUUUUCAUCUCUUGUCCACCCGCUUUGAUAGCAUACAUCCCAAUGUAACUGCAUUCUCCAAUUUCUAGUAAUUCCACCCCGACUCCCCUUCACUUUCCCUGUCCCCACACCACCUCAGUGUACAUAAACUUCUCUCACCACCGCCUCAGUCACCCUGCCUUUUUAUCCCUCCUCUGAAUGCUCCUCUCCCAUCCCCGUGUCCCAUAUUUCCUCUUUCUCCGCCACUCAACCACAGACCGCUCCCUCCGGCUUGACUUUUCACACCUCAUUUUCCUAUCGGACAUGCUUUUGAUUCCUCUUCAGCCUUCAUCAUUCAUUCCAUCCAUCCACGAAUCACCCCACAUCCACUUAUCAAUUGUGCAAGAAGGAACUACAGAUGCUGAUUUAAACCGAAGAAAUGGGUGACAUUUCGUGUCGAAACCCACUGAAGAAGGGUCUUGACCCAAACCAUCACCCAUUCCUUUUCUCCAGAGAUGCUGCUUGUCCCACUGAGUUACUCCCGCUUUUUUUUGUCUAUCCACCUUUCGAUUGCCAGGUUUGGCCCUACCCCCACUUUUUCCCGCUACUCAGUCUGAAGGGUUGCGACCCAAAAUGCUGUCUGCCUAUUUCCUCUGCAGAUGCUGCCUGGCCCAUUUAGUUCCUCCUGCACUUUGUAUUUUGUUGCCAUUUGACUACCAUUAUUAUUUA
Molecule: messenger RNA, 7862 nt
Organism: Leucoraja erinaceus (little skate)
Lineage: Eukaryota; Metazoa; Chordata; Chondrichthyes; Rajiformes; Rajidae
Gene: sema5a
Product: sema domain, seven thrombospondin repeats (type 1 and type 1-like), transmembrane domain (TM) and short cytoplasmic domain, (semaphorin) 5A
Exons: 23
Coding region: 632-3880 (1082 amino acids)
Biological process (GO): axon guidance; negative regulation of axon extension involved in axon guidance; positive regulation of cell migration
Molecular function (GO): semaphorin receptor binding; chemorepellent activity
Source: RefSeq, a predicted model, not a curated record